This is a messenger RNA of Nerophis lumbriciformis (worm pipefish), 2343 nucleotides long. The record is from RefSeq and is a predicted model, not a curated record. NCBI's taxonomy places the organism in Eukaryota, Metazoa, Chordata, Actinopteri, Syngnathiformes, Syngnathidae.
AUGUGCGUUACUUCGAAGAGAAGAGUCGCAGACCUCUCCUAUCAAAAUCUAACAUCCUUUCCCUUACAUCUCCCCGAUAACACGGAAUAUUUGGACAUCUCUCACAACUCCAUCCAAAGUAUCAACAGUGGGAAUUUCACGCACCUGCCUCUGCUGUGUUUUCUGAAAGCAACUCAUUGUGGGCUCAGGGAUAUUUCUGCUAUGGUGUUUCAAUACAUUCCCGCACUCCAGGUUCUCAAUAUAUCCUUCAACGAUUUAUCAAUCAUUCCUGACAUUUCCCUGCCCCGACUGACAGUCUUGGAUUUGUCUGACAAUCUUUAUGAGACCUAUCAGCUGCCCGAAUGUUUUCAGAACCUUACAAAGCUUCAAGUGCUGUCAUUAGGAAGUAAAGCGGCCAUGUCAGUUCAGUUAAAUGACUUUAAACCUGUAAUGAACAUUUCCCUGCAACAUUUGCGGUUGAGUGCAAGAGUUCCCUGGCGAAUGUAUGAACCGGGAGCCCUUGGAAUGUUGUCCCUCCAGAAAUUGUCCCUCUUUGUGAACUUCUGCGGGCGCUUCGACUUAUUCGACAAAAUCCUAGUGGAUUUAAAUGCGACACGAGCGAGUGUCUUGAAGUUGAUCAGCAUGUUUUCAGACAACUGCAACAUCACCGGGGAACCAUUCCAGAAUUUUAAAGCAAUGCCGCAUGUGCGCAACCUCACCAUAGAGAACACUUGGCUAAACACCUCAUUCAUACAGACAUUUUUAAAAAACAUGUGGCUGUCUUCUAUUCAAGACCUCUCCUUUGUCAAUAUCACGUACAGUGAAGAUACAGAUGAUGGGUUGCAGUUUCGCCCUCCUAAUCGUAGUGAAACUGUUCGUGCUAUAAGUUUUGAUCGAGUUAAACAUUAUCAAUACAAGUAUCCUAAAUUUAACAUCAGUUUUGAGGAUGUUUCAAACCUGAACUAUGUUAAGUUUUCUGGGAGUGGCAUGAACAUUUUGCCCUGUAACAUCUUAUCCACCAUUCCAACAUUGGAGACCCUGGAUGUGUCAGACAACCUCCUACAAGAGUUGGACUUCUGGUGGCCCAUGUGUUCCUACACCUCAAUUUUCCCAAAACUGAAGCAUCUUUUGAUGAGCAAGAACCGUUUCACCUUGUUGUCCUUCAUCUCAAAAAGGAGUCAUGAAACGAAGCAUCUGGAAUCCUUGGAUUUGAGCUUCAACUCCAUCUACCUGGACAACAGAUGCACCUGGGCCAGUCACUUGAUUGAACUCAAUCUUGGGAAUAACAACCUUGGAAACAAGCGAAUACUCUUAGAGAAAACGGGAAUAACUGCCUUAACCCAAAAGGACCUGUCUCAGUUUCCCAAGCUGAAAUACCUCGAUCUUAGUUCUAACAGAAUCCAGGUGCUUCCAGAGCAUCUCAACGCCCCGAACCUGAUCAGUCUCUACGUGGACCAGAAUGCGAUCAUAACUCUUUCUCAGCAAGUCUUGCAGGGACUUCCUAAACUGCAGAACAUCAAAGCUGGAAACAAUCCCUUCAGUUGCUCCUGUGACCUACAUUGGUUCAUCACAGACUUAAACAAAUCUUUGCUUUUGGACUGGCCCUUGGAUUAUUCCUGUAGCACCCCAGUGAAGUUGGCAGACCUGCCACUUUAUGAGUUCAAAACCAGUGUAAUCUCUUGUGAGACAUGGCUCCAAACUAUCGUUGCUUUCUCUGUCUUACUCUUGGUUGGAACAACUUUGGGCCUGCUUUUUUAUAAAUUGGAUGGCGUGUGGUACACAAAGAUGUUAUGGGUGUGGAUUCGGGUGAAAAGGAGAGGCAAGAAACGUUCGCACCUACUGAACAAAAUAUCAUUUUCUUACCACGCAUUCGUCUCAUACAGUCACCAGGAUUCCCACUUUGUGAGCAGUGAGCUGGCGCCCGCCUUGGAGAAAGCCGGCUUUUCGCUUUGUGUUCACGAGCGUGACUUUGUCCCCGGCGAUUGGAUCAUCGACAACAUCAUCAACUGCGUGGAGUCCAGCUACAAAACACUCUUCGUCCUCUCCAAACAUUUCGUGCAGAGCGAGUGGUGCAACUACGAGCUCUUCUUCGCCCAGCACAGAGCCAUCAACAUCCAGCAGGACUCCUUGGUGUUCAUCCUGUUGGAAUCCAUCCCGACUGAUAGCCUGCCCAAAAAGUUCUUGAGAUUGAGAAGCUUGCUCCAGCAGCAGACGUACCUGGAAUGGCCCAAAGAUGAGCGGAAGCAGCAAGUGUUUUGGGCAAGUCUCCAAUCCAUGUUGCGGAUGGCAGACAAAUCUGUGGCUUUGAAGAAAUUAGCUGUGGAUAUUGCAGAUACAGUGGCCUUAAUUUCCGACCAGCCUUGA